Molecule: messenger RNA, 494 nt
Organism: Chiloscyllium plagiosum (whitespotted bambooshark)
Lineage: Eukaryota; Metazoa; Chordata; Chondrichthyes; Orectolobiformes; Hemiscylliidae
Source: RefSeq, a predicted model, not a curated record
UUGAUUAAUGGAAGGGAGAACACCUUGCUUUUGACCGUUUCUGUGUGCCGAAUUGACCAGAGUGUCACUCAAAAUUCUGAAUGUUUUGCUUUUAAUUGUUUUGCAGGAGGAACAGACCUGACUGGGAGCACAAAUCUCAUUACUCACUACAAUCUGGAGCAUGCUUAUAACAAAUUCUGUGGGAAGAAGGUGAAAGAUAAAUUGAGCAAUUUCCUGCCAGACCUGCCGGGAAUGAUCGAUAUGCCUGGGUCACAAGACAACAGCAGUCUGCGCUCUCUCAUUGACAAACAGCCAAUCUGUGGCAACUCCUUUAACCUUCUGACUGGCACCUUGCUGACCGGUUUCAGACUGCACACCGGCCCGCUGCCCGAACAAUACCGACUGAUGCACAUCCAGCCUCCAAAGAAGAAAAGCAAACAUAAACACAAGCACAGUCGGACCCAAGACCCGGUUCCGCCAGGUAGGUAACUGGGCAGUGGCUUGUGGGAUACAGG